UGGAGCGACCUGCGUUUGCGUCCCUUUACAUCUGCGUACCGCUCCUCGGGCGCGCGCCUCCCGUCCUUCACGAGCCGGUUCGCGCGCACGUCGACGACCGUCUGCAGUCACGUGAUGGCGUCCCCGGGCCUGGCGGACCUGUCCCGCCUCUACCAGACGGAGUUCGUGCGCAGCGCGCGCGCUGUGGGCGUGCUGUGGGCGGUGUGCACGCUGUGCUUCGCCGUCAUCCAGGUGGUCGUCCUCGUGCAGCCGUCCUGGGUCGGCACCGCCGACGCCCGCCACAAGGGGGCGGGGCCGGCUCCCCCCAGCGGAACCCUGGGCUUAUUCGAGGUGUGCUUGGAGUCGGACCUCCCAUUUCCAGACUGCCGCGGGCGCCUGUCCAGUUUGUCCCCGCUGCCGUCCUUCCAGUCUGUGGCGGUCCUGGUGGGCGUGUCCCUGUGGGCGGUGUGGACCAGCGUGAUGUGUCUCUGCCUCUUCCGCUUCUGCAGCGCCGCCACCGUCUACAAGAUCUGCGCCUGGCUGCAGCUCACAGCAGGGUUCUGCCUGGCGCUGGCGUGCGUCCUGUUCCCCGACUCCUGGGAGAGUCCCGAGAUGAGAGUCCUGUGCGGAGACUCGGUCGGAAGCUUCUCGUCCGGGAACUGCUCGGUCCACUGGGCCUACAUCCUGGCCAUCCUGGGCGUGUUGGACGCCGCCAUCUUGGCCACGCUGGCCUUCGUCCUCGCCAACAGACAGGACGCUCUCCUGCCGCCACUCAGCAAGGAAGGUGGGUUGGGGGCGGGACUCUGUGCAAAAAGGACUGCUGAUGUCAGCGUAGACGUCAUGUGACUCUCCAUUGGAUCUUCAUCAAGUUGUCCUCCUCGCUAUCCGUUAGCAUGGUUAGCAUCAGUGUCACUACGCUAGGUUACAAGCUGAUGACAUCAUCAAAAAUUACCUUUGACCUUUCAAUGUUGUGUACUACAUUGCCAAAUAAAAAGGCGUGCACGUUUUCAACUUUAUUAGUCGCA
Entelurus aequoreus (snake pipefish) is the source of this 1004-nucleotide messenger RNA. It is a transcript of the gene lhfpl4b, whose product is annotated as LHFPL tetraspan subfamily member 4b. The record is from RefSeq and is a predicted model, not a curated record. The coding region runs from base 115 to 825 and encodes 236 amino acids. Lineage: Eukaryota; Metazoa; Chordata; Actinopteri; Syngnathiformes; Syngnathidae. Gene Ontology annotation, cellular component: plasma membrane. The transcript is spliced from 6 exons. Gene Ontology annotation, biological process: sensory perception of sound.